AUGUCGGCCGUCGGCUCACAGCGUCGCAGCGUAGUGCCAAGGCCAAGAAAAUUGUACGCGCAUCGUACAACUUGUUUCAAAUUUCACCUUGAUGGCGAAUGUACUAUGAAAGGUGCUGUUACAGAGCCAACAAACUCUACCCCAUCAUUGAACUGCAGUGGUUUACAGGAGCUGAGGCGGAAACGAAGGUUCGUUCAGGAUCACCGACACUCUACGGCUUCUGGUGAUACAUCAUAUCUCCCGAUGCCGUCGCGUUUCAACGCAUUUGUUGUCCCUACCGUUCCACCCACGCAGAAAGCUGAUGAUGUCGCGACUGUUGUACUGAUUGGAACUCAGAGCUCGGUACUCGCGCCACAGGCCAUGUUUAUAAGAAUCGAGAGUCACCAUGGGACUCAGCAAGACUUACCCACUCAAAAAAUCAUGGAAUUCGUGGAGCACCACAAGAACCGGCUGAACGCCAUCCUGCAAUGCCUCUUUCCCGACAUUCUACUUGAAUCCACUUACGAACAGUCUCAAACCCGUCAAGGUCCAAUUUGGCAAUGUGAUUUCUAUCUGGACGGUGUACAUAUUGGCACCGGGGGGGGUAUCACUAAGCAACAUGCAUCUGAAGGCGCAGCGGAGAGCGCUGUUGAAUAUCUACGUCGCCAAUACUCUGAACAGUAUCCCCGUGCCUUUCGCUAG
This is a messenger RNA of Laccaria bicolor S238N-H82, 681 nucleotides long. RefSeq lists its product as uncharacterized. NCBI's taxonomy places the organism in Eukaryota, Fungi, Basidiomycota, Agaricomycetes, Agaricales, Hydnangiaceae. The coding region runs from base 1 to 681 and encodes 226 amino acids. The record is from RefSeq and is a predicted model, not a curated record. The transcript has 3 exons.